UGUCGCAUUGAGCCAGUUUUUAACUUGAAUAUCCCCCCAAGUUUACUAGUUACCUGGUAACCAAAAGCCUAGUCCAAUCCGUUGGCUACCUUUUAAAAAGUUACUUUUUACCCAAUCAAAACAAUCUUUGGAGGGACCUUUUGUUUUUCCUUGUUUUGUUUGUCAAUUUGUUUUUGUCUUCAAUUUUGUUAUGUUCUUAAAUUAAUUAUUUUUAUAUUACUUUUAGCUUUUCAUUCAAUUGAAAUCAUGGACAUCCCUGUUAAAAGAAAACUAAGAAUUUUGCGUGAGGAGAAUAAGAUAAGAGUGUUUGUAGACUCUGAUGAUUGUACGCUCCCAUCCACACCCCCACUUCACCGACAUGCCAAUUAUACUUCAACGUCAAGCUCAAACAAAACACAACAAGAAAUUUCAUCAGUAACGAGCAAAGCCAAACGAGCUCGUAAAAAUGUGUUUAAACAUAUGUUUAGCCUCUUUAAAAAAGCACCCAAACACUUCACACCAAACUCCCGUGUUCAAUCUUCCAUCGACGCAUUAAGUCGGAAUAUGAAUGAAAGAUUUGCUGCUUUAGAGGACCGACUUGACUCAUUAACUUCUCUAUCAAAUCUAGUUGGCAGUUUUAACAUCAAUUCCUCAGAUUAUACCAAUGGCUUUGGGGAAAUUGGACCAGAUUCACUAAAAAGAAUCAUCAAACAACAGAGACAGGAGUUACAAAACGAACGUCAAGAAUUUUUACUAUCAUUUGCCAAUGCUUUGAAACUCGCUGCUGAAUCGUCGACCCAAGGGGAAGCGUCUGUCUCUAAGACCAAUGGUACUGGACAUUGACGAAAUUUCUUCAAUAAUUUAAAGAAUCAACAAGAUUUUUCUACAAGAAAAUUUCAUCGAAUCGCCUUUCUUUAAUUCGGCAUUUAAAAAGAUGCCUUCUGUAUUUAUCAACUCAUCAAUCACCUCAAAUUAAUUCAAUUCCCGUCCAAUCUACCAUUCUGACUAUAAGUCAGUCCAUUUCCACUACGAUCUCCAGGAUUAUUGAUCAGAAAACCAGCGUAUUUUAAAUCUACUUUCAAUAAUCACCCUGAAUCAAAAAAGUACAAAUGAUGCUAAUAAAUGUUCAAAUAAUCAAAAACACUACAACCUCAAAAUAAAAACUGACCCUAAACAGUGCUUAUUGACUGUCAGGCCCAUUAAUAAUAA
This is a messenger RNA of Tetranychus urticae (two-spotted spider mite), 1188 nucleotides long. RefSeq lists its product as uncharacterized. Lineage: Eukaryota; Metazoa; Arthropoda; Arachnida; Trombidiformes; Tetranychidae. The record is from RefSeq and is a predicted model, not a curated record.